CUGCGAGCAGGAGGAAGGCGUCAGGAACCCAACAACCCAACCCAUCAGCCCGUCAGGACCCGGUCCAGACCAAUCAGGACCCAUCAGCACCGGCGCGGCGGCGGCGACCAGGGGGUCCAGUCCAGGCGGGGGUCCAGGGCGCGACCGGGACCGGCGGUCGAGGCCCAGCUGCUGCGGAUCGCGUGGGGGAGGGGAGAGGCGGCUGUCUGCCGGAUGUCCCGCGGCGGCGGGGAGUAGGGCGACGGCGGCGGCGGAGAUCGGCUGCGGCGGCGCGACGCGGCGCGGGAGGGCGGCGGCACCAUGUCUGCGGUAGUCUGUGGCAAGAGGUCCUCCUCCAUCUUCGCCGACGAGCUCCUCCCGCCGUCCCCUCCGUCCCCUCACUCCUCCUCCCCCCACCAGCCGCCGGCCAAGCGGUCCCGCCGCUCCCCCUCGCACCGCGGCGGCGGCGGCGGCGGCAACGACGGACGCCGACGGGAGGCGCUCGUCCACCAUCUACUUGCGCUCUUCCCCGACAUGGAUCCCCAGUUGCUUGAAAAAGCUCUGGAAGCAUCUGGAGACGACUUGGAUUCUGCAAUAAAGAGUUUGAAUUUGCUGCGCUUAGAGUCCACAUCUACUGGUUUCAAACCUGAAAAUGGUCAGCAUACAACAAUUCAGCCUUCCGUUGAAGGUAUUCCUAAUGGUGGUGUGGAUACGGUUACAGUUACAGAACAUCCGCCUACUGUAGAUAAUUACCAGACAAGUAAUAAUGGCUCCGAAUGGGUUGAGCUAUUUGUUAGGGAGAUGACAAAUGCUUCUGACAUAGAUGAUGCACGGGCUCGUGCGUCAAGAGCUUUGGAGGCUUUGGAGAAAUCGAUUGUAGAGCGUGCAGGAGCUGAAGCUACACAGAAUGUGCAUAAGGAAAACAUGAUGCUCAAGGAGCAACUGACUGUUGUUCUGCGAGAGAAUGCUGUGCUGAAGCGGGCGGUUGCCAUUCAACAUGAGCGCCAAAAGGAGUUUGACGAGAGGUCUCACGAGGUCCAGAGCUUGAAGCAACUUGUUUUGCAGUACCAGGAGCAAGUUAGGACUCUAGAGAUGAACAACUAUGCCCUGACAAUGCACCUCAAGCAGGCUCAGCAGAACAGCUCCAUACCUGGACGUUUCAACCCGGAUGUUUUCUAAGCAUAGCUGCUGAGUGAUCUGCACCAGAUCAAUAACCUAUGGCUAUGAAGAUAUUCUGUUUUACCAAGUGCCCCUGAAAUGGGGAUACCAGAUAGGUUGAUUCACCGCCCAUGGGUCCAAAAUUUUCAAGAUACGGUUUUGAUUUAAACGUGUUGCUUUCACGCAAUUGGCUACCAAAUAUAUUGUGUGUUUCCAUUUUCCUCGGUAUGGUUUAUUUGAUCCAUGGCUAACAUAUU
This is a messenger RNA of Sorghum bicolor (sorghum), 1394 nucleotides long. RefSeq lists its product as uncharacterized. NCBI's taxonomy places the organism in Eukaryota, Viridiplantae, Streptophyta, Magnoliopsida, Poales, Poaceae. Gene Ontology annotation, molecular function: ubiquitin binding. Bases 301 to 1158 code for a protein of 285 amino acids. The transcript is spliced from 5 exons. The record is from RefSeq and is a predicted model, not a curated record.